Molecule: messenger RNA, 1173 nt
Organism: Morchella sextelata
Lineage: Eukaryota; Fungi; Ascomycota; Pezizomycetes; Pezizales; Morchellaceae
Exons: 2
Coding region: 1-1173 (390 amino acids)
Source: RefSeq, a predicted model, not a curated record
AUGCCCUCGCCGUCCAUUGCUCACCGCAUCCUGCAGCCACACCCAACGCCCUCCUCACCCUGUCGCUCCGUCCGACCAAUGUCGCCCCCGCCCCCAUCCACCCUCGAGGACGUUCUAGACCACUACACAAUCCGCUCCACCCUCUUCUCCCUCCUCGACCCCCUCUCGCUGAUCCGUCUCCAGCGGUGCUCCCGCAAACUGCACAGCCACGCACCCGAGAUGCACAAAACCCAAUGGAACCUCCCCCGCUUCCUCACCCGCUGGGUCCGCGACCCCGCGGCCUUCCGCCGCCAGAUGGCCGCCAACGACGCCAUCCUCGCUGGCUCGGCCGCGCUGCAGUUCUUCGACCGCACCCACUACCCGGACAGCGACCUCGACGUCCUCUUCACGGGCGCCGGCAACAACGGCCCCGAGGCCACCAAAUGCUACGCCAAGCUCGCGUCCGUGGCAGCGCACCUCGUCGCGGCGGAGGGCUACACGCCGCACGCACCGCCCGGCAUCGACUGGGCGCGCGCGACCGGCAAAGAGCUGUUCGGCAGCCUCGCACGCCGCCGCCGCCGCGACAGCCCAGCGGCGCACCGCGAGAUCUCGGGGACAUAUCCGCUGCUGUUCGACGUGUUUGAGUUCCGCAAGGGGCCGCGGCGCGUGCAGCUCGUCAUGUAUGAGCGCUCGGCGCUGGAGAGCGUGCUGACGGCCCAUUCGACGGUGGUCAUGAAUUUCGUGGGCUGGGAUUGCGCGUAUAGCCUGUUUCCGGCGUACACGUUUGGCAGCAGACAGAGCCUGGUUAAUCGUGUGCCGGAUGCGGGGACGGCGAAGGUUAUGAGCAAGUGGCGGGGACGCGGGUUCGCGUUUGGGUGGAAGAAGGUGGUGGGGGAUGGACUGGGUCCGGAGAAUGACGCCGAGUUCCAAGCGCCGACAAUGGAUCCGUUCCGCCGCGUGCGCUCCCUGGCGGACCGCCACUGCUGGCGGCUCGAGCUGGAUACGGCGGGGCUGGAGGAUGUGAGUGCGCAGACGGUCUCGCGGGAUAUGGUGUUUGGGACGGUGUGUGAUUACUUUAGCGGGCGGGAUCCGUUUGGUUACCCCGGGGCGUGUGUGAGCUUUCGAUUCUUUCGGUAUGAUUCCCCGGUUGAGCGCCCGGAGGGUGUGGCGGGUGUUGUGGGCGGCGGUGUGUAG